Messenger RNA from Rattus norvegicus (Norway rat), 3100 nucleotides. The record is from RefSeq and is a predicted model, not a curated record. NCBI's taxonomy places the organism in Eukaryota, Metazoa, Chordata, Mammalia, Rodentia, Muridae.
CGGCCCCUCCCACCGCGCACCGCCUCCGUUCUGGGGGCUGCUCGCCGCCUUCGGGGCCCGGCAGUCCGCGAGUACUGUCUCGGCAGCUGUGCGGGAGGCGGCCGCGUUCCAGCCCUGCUGGCGACCCCCAGAGUUGAGCUUGCGAGUUGGGUACGGGAACACCGGCCACCCAGGGCCGGGAACCCUAAGGCCCCCACCCGCGAUCCGCAGGUCAAACGUGACGGCUCUCCCUCCUGGAUAGGGUCGGCGGGGAGGUUGAUGGAGAGUCGACAGGCCUAAGACAGAGUUUCUCUGUGAGGGCCUGACUGUCCUGGAAUUCUGUAGAUCAUGCUGGUCUGGAACUCAGAGAUUUGCCUUCCUUUACCUCCCAAAUGCUAGGAUCAAAGGUGUGCGCCGCCGCCGCCGCCGCCGCCGCCGCCGCCACCACCACCACCGCCGCCGCCACCACCACCGCCGCCGCCCAGCUUAGCAACCCCUUCUUAAAGGACGUUACCACCAUUCCAAACUUCUUACUCUGCUUUCUCUUCUCCCUGGAGCAGUAGCCAGAACUCGAUGUUCUGAGAUUAAAGGACAGAAUUUACCCUGUUGUAGGCAGGUAAAUUCGUGCCCUACUUCUGUAGGAAGUAAUGUAAAGCCAAGCCGAAGCCCUCAGACACACCCGGCUACAUCAUUCUGCUUGGCAAUCUGAGGAGCUGCGAAGUCAUCCUCACAUCUAGCAGCUUCAUUAAGUAUUAUGGUGCUUUUCUGUUUGGUACCGGUAUCCAUCAGACUUGUUACAUUUUGUCUUUAAUGUUACUUGUUACAUUUUUGUCCCCAGUCUGCUCAUCAGACAGUUCUUACCAUGCUGAACUUCACCCCAUUUUGCUGCUUAGAGAUGGGGGUGUGACUAAUGUUUAUAAAGUUUGUAGCAAACUUUAUAACUCUGCAAAUUGAAUUGCAGAGAUCUUGAAGAUACUCUCCAGUCAAACCAGUUCCAGAUGUUUGGCUUUUAAGCAAGUACCUGCUAGUUUCCUUGUGCUUCAGUGGGACCUUGGGAGAGCACAGUUUAAAUUUGGUGCAGGAUCAUCUUAUUUGUAGGAACACAAAUGCCUCUCCUGCUGCAGGGCUUUAGUCCGUAGCGGCUUACAUCUAGUCAGCUGGGAAGCUCUUUAGCUUGUGUGGAAGAAACCCCAACAAGAAUGCCCUCUGCAGUGUGGCCCAGUGUCCAUCAUCACUGGGAGAUCUCUGCCCUCUGGGGCUGAGAGACCCCAACCUCUCCUCAAGCUGAAGCUGCAAGGCACUGAGGUACCAGCCAGAUGUCUUCCCACAAAGGAUCUGCCGUGGCCCAGGGCAAUGGGGCUCCUUCUAGUAACAGAGCAGCGGACACGGUGGAGCUGGCUGAGCUGGGGCCCCUGCUGGAGGAGAAGGGUAAGCGGGCAGCCACCAGCCCAGCCAAGGCUGAAGAAGAACAAGCAUGCCCCGUGCCUCAGGAGGAGGAGGAGGAGGUGCGGGUGCUGACCCUUCCUCUGCAAGCCCACCAUGCCAUGGAGAAGAUGGAGGAGUUCGUAUAUAAGGUCUGGGAGGGGCGUUGGAGGGUCAUCCCAUACGAUGUGCUUCCUGACUGGCUGAAAGACAAUGACUACCUGCUACAUGGCCACAGACCACCUAUGCCCUCCUUCCGGGCUUGCUUCAAGAGCAUCUUCCGCAUCCACACAGAAACUGGCAACAUCUGGACACAUUUGCUUGGUUUUGUGCUAUUUCUCUUUCUGGGAAUCUUGACCAUGCUCAGACCAAAUAUGUACUUCAUGGCUCCCCUCCAGGAGAAGGUGGUCUUCGGGAUGUUCUUCCUGGGUGCAGUGCUCUGCCUCAGCUUCUCCUGGCUUUUCCACACCGUCUACUGUCAUUCAGAGAAGGUCUCUCGCACUUUUUCCAAACUGGACUAUUCAGGGAUUGCUCUACUGAUUAUGGGGAGCUUCGUCCCCUGGCUCUAUUACUCCUUCUACUGCUCCCCACAGCCACGGCUCAUCUACCUCUCCAUCGUCUGUGUCCUGGGCAUCUCUGCCAUCAUUGUGGCACAGUGGGACCGGUUUGCCACUCCCAAGCACCGGCAGACAAGAGCAGGAGUGUUCCUGGGACUUGGCUUGAGUGGUGUUGUACCCACCAUGCACUUUACUAUCGCUGAGGGCUUUGUCAAGGCCACCACAGUGGGCCAGAUGGGCUGGUUCUUCCUCAUGGCUGUGAUGUACAUCACCGGCGCUGGCCUUUAUGCUGCUCGGAUUCCUGAGCGCUUCUUUCCUGGAAAAUUUGACAUAUGGUUCCAGUCUCAUCAGAUUUUCCAUGUCCUGGUGGUGGCAGCGGCUUUCGUCCACUUCUAUGGGGUGUCCAACCUACAGGAAUUCCGUUACGGCCUAGAGGGUGGAUGUACCGAUGACUCCCUUCUCUGAGCCUUCCCACCUGAGGGUUGGUGGAGGAACUUCCCAAGUGCUUUUAAAAAUAACUUCUUUGCUGAAGUACGAGGAAGAGUCUGAGUUGUCUGUUUCUAGAAGAAACCUCUUAGAGAAUCGCACCAGUGACCCUUCAGCCCACUGGCACAGCCUCCGGGCCGUACACUUCCCAUGUGCAUUCCUAGCAGUCACCUCAGCAAGGCAACUGCUGGUCCUUCACAGACAGGACGUGGGAGCUCAUGUUGAGAUUUUACCCAUUCCUUCAGCCAUUUUGGGGAAAAAAUUAUGAACUGGGAUUCUUCAGAAAUUAAGUGUUGUUUUUUCUUGAAGAAAAUAUCCCUCCCUUACCCUCCUCCUUACUUUGUAACCUGGCGGAUGACAGGCCAUCCAUUUUUGUAGCACACUUUUCAGAAACAAGUAUAACCUGGUCCCAUCUUUCUAGGACAAACAAAGCCACGCCUUGAUGUAGCCCGGCUAAUCAUGGAAGUAUGUCCAGGCUUCAAGUAACUUGAGUUUAAAUCCUUUUUUUUUUUUUUCUUGGCAGAGUAAUGUAAAAUUAAAAUGGGGAAGAUAUUUAAUAUUUAAUACUAAGCUUUAAAAAGAAACCUGCUAUCACUGCUGUGUAUCUUGAUGCAAAGACUAUGGUGAUAAUAAAAGAAAGUACAGACCGCUUGGCA